Peniophora sp. CBMAI 1063 is the source of this 1755-nucleotide messenger RNA. The record is from the annotation of a GenBank genome assembly. Lineage: Eukaryota; Fungi; Basidiomycota; Agaricomycetes; Russulales; Peniophoraceae.
AUGUUCUCCACCACCAACUCAUUCCCCGUAUCUUCAAUGCGACUCUCAACCGCCCAGACUCUCCCCGCCGACAUCCUAGCCGAGCUCUUCUACAUUCUCGCCUCGCUCGACCCGCCCACACCCGCCGCACCCGCGCCCAACCCGGUCCCCACCCUAACCCUAGCGCCCACAGCAUCCCAUCCAUCCUGGUGCUCCCCAUCCUCGCCAUGGUUCGACGAGCAAGAACCGCGACCCUCGCACACCGCACACGAGAAAGGAUCCUUAGGCUGGAUAGCCACAACGCACGUAUGCGCGCACUGGCGCACGACAGCUCUAUCCCUUGCCGUCCUCUGGGGCACCACAAUCCACACAUUCCCCCGCGCGCUCGAGCCCAUCCUCCUCCGGUCCAAAGGCGCACCUCUAGAGUUCGACUUUGCGCGGCGAUGGUGGUGCUGUAGGACGUGUAGCCGGUACGGUCCUCCCCAGGCUCCUCUUACAUUCCGGACUGUAGCGCUGAACACGCAUGUGAAAUGCGGCAGGUUCGAGUGUUAUUGCGAGAUCGCGAGGCGGAAUGCGUGCAGGGUGAGGUCGUUGAGAGGUCCGGCCUCGGCGUUAUCGGCUUGGAGAGAAUACCCCAUCCUCCGCGAGCUGCAUCUUACGGGUCCGGGGCCACACGGGCCUGUCCCGUCCCAAGGCCGCAUCAACAAACACGAACGUACGCCCGGGCACGCACACGAGCACGGGCUCGGACACGCUGUAGUGCUCAACGCGCCGCGUCUCGAAAGACUCGUAUUCGAUGGGGCAGCGCUCAUACCGUUCUGCGCGCCGUCUCUGCGCGUGCUGGUAUUGCACAGCGUACGCCCUGGCGCGUGCCCGUCGUCGGUUCUCGCGCUUCUGAGGAGUACGCCGCGCCUUGAAGAGCUCGAGCUGACGUUCUCGCUUGCGCAUGGUCCGCCUUCUUGGUCCUGCGCGCAUCAUGGCGCCGUCGAGCUUCCAUCUCUCAAAUCGGCGCGCCUCGCUGGUCCAGCUGAAAGACUCGCGCUCUGGGGCCGUAUCCGCGCGCCAAAUGCCUCGGUGCAGAUCCACGCGUUCGCGGGCGCCGAGGGCGUAGCGGGCCUCGAUACGCUUCUCUCAGCUCUGUCAUCUACAUACAUCGGCGACGUCCUAGGCCUCGUGCACGGCGAUCUCGACUACACGAUCACGCUCACGUCCUCCUCAACCCUCGCACGAUGCCUGCAGCUGCGCAUGCUCUACCGCGACAUCAUAUCCCUCUGCGGCACAAUGCCGCUCUACACCUCGCGCGUGCUCUCCCACUUCACCAUCGAGCAGGUCAAAGCGUUGCAUGCGGGCCCAUGUUUACCCGCGGAGUAUCAUUGCGAGGAGGAUUGGUUCGGGCCGCGGGAUACGGCUCUUGUGCUGAGGCCCAUGGAAGGUCUGCGAGAGAUCAGUUUGAGUUGGGAUGCGAAGGGGUAUCAAGCAUGGCUACUCGCGCUCGGAUGUACGGGCGAGGUCGUCUUACCGCGGCUCGAGACGCUCGUGUUCAUCUCGGAUGAUCAGAGGGGGGAUGAUGGGAGGAGCACGCAGGAACGAUGGGCGUGUUUGAUCGCUGUGCUUGAGGAGCGUACGAGGAGGGGGUACGCCGUUCCAAGACUCGUGCUGCGCGGAGAAAGUGAUGCGGGUAAUGAGGAGGCUAAAGCGCUGUGUGAGUGGGCGAGGAGGUUCGUAGGGGUGCUUGUUGAUGAACGGACGGACUUGAGUACUGCUAUGGAACUGUGA